UUCUUCGUCUCUUUUGUAAAUUUAUACGAUUUGAAUUCUAUAGUUUCUUCGAUUAAUACGUUGAAUAACAUUAAUAUUCGAGUAGUAUUUUUUUUCUUUAAUUUUAUAGAAAGAAACCCUCAAUCUUAUUUUUUAAAACAAUCAUAGAUUUACAAAAAUGCUGGUUUUCCCUUGUUCGAUUUUAUGAUUGUUUAAGCUAUUACGGGGAAAUUUUAUAUUUGUUGGAAUAAACAACUGAUCAUGUAAUUGUUUUGUUUAAAAUCCUAGUAGGUUUAAUAUAAUAAUUAACAUCGUCAAAGUGGGAAUGUUUUCUUGUAUAUUGUGAGUUAAUUCUUCAAAUAUUUAGACCUUUGAUCUUUUACAAUAAGUUAACUUGUUUGAUUGUUAUUUUAGUACUUGCGUCCACAAGAUUCUCUGUCUUGUGUUUAUAGAAUGAUAUUUAACGAGUUUCCAACAUUCGCAAGAUUCAGCGGUUUUCUUUCUAACUGGUCUCAUAAUUCAUGCAAGCAGAACCGACAACAAGAUCUUCAUGAGUUCAAAAAACAGUCUGGCAUUCAACGUUUCCUGUAAAACGGGAAACAAGAAGGAUAUAAUUCCAGCUUGCAUUCUGUCAAACUUUUUCAAGAAUCCCAUUGUCAACUCGAAAAUCCACCAUGGUUUCCUCUCAAUUAACCGUUUUAAUGAAAAACGAACCUUGCAAAUCAUCCAAGAAUAAUUCACCAUCACCUGUGAGUCCUCUGGAUGUCAAUAUCCCUUUAGAUCAUGUUGAAUUCGACUUUUCCGAUGUGUUUGGUCCUCUACCACCUCAUGCUUCAAAUGAACAAGCUAGUCAUCAUGAAGAUUUUGAGAAACCAGCUGUUAUUUACAGCCGAUCACACCCCUCACCAGCUCAUGUGAUCAGUAAGCUAACCAUACAUGAAAAGGAUGAUUUAUAUGAUGAAGAAGCAUCGGUUGAUCAUCAUAAGGUCCAAAGUGUUGGGCUUGAAGAUUUUGAGGUGAUGAAGGUCGUUGGGAAAGGGGCGUUUGGAAAAGUUUAUCAGGUCAGAAAGAGAGACACAUGUGAGAUAUAUGCGAUGAAGGUUGUGCGUAAAGAUAAGAUUUUGGAGAAGAAUCAUGCUGAAUAUAUGAAAGCUGAACGCGAUAUACUAACAAAGAUUAAUCACCCAUUUGUCGUUCACCUUCGAUACUCUUUCCAGACUAAAUAUAGACUUUACCUUGUGUUGGAUUUUGUAAACGGAGGUCACCUUUUCUUCCAGCUACAUCGCCAUGGCCUAUUUAGAGAGGAUUUGGCACGUAUUUAUGCUGCAGAGAUCGUUUCGGCUGUUUGUCACCUUCAUGCAAAUGGCAUAAUGCAUAGAGAUCUUAAGCCUGAAAAUAUUCUUCUCGAUGCUGAUGGCCAUGCUUUGCUUACGGAUUUUGGGCUAGCAAAAGAAUUUGACACGAAUGCAAGAUCGAAUUCGUUAUGUGGGACUGUAGAAUACAUGUCACCUGAAAUUAUUCUUGGGAAGGGUCAUGAUAAGGCUGCAGAUUGGUGGAGUGUUGGAAUCCUGAUGUAUGAGAUGCUCACAGGCCAGCCACCUUUUCGUGGAGGGAAUCGGGAAAAGAUUCAGCAAAAGAUAGUGAAGGAGAAAAUGAAGCUACCUGCGUAUUUAUCAAGCGAAGCACAUUCGCUUCUGAAAGCUUUGCUACAAAAGGAUCCAAGCAAGAGACUUGGAAAUGGUGCGAUGGGAAGCGAUGAAAUAAAGCGGCAUAAAUGGUUCAAGCCCAUCAACUGGAAGAAACUGGAGAAUCGAGAAAUUCAGCCAAGUUUCCGACCUGAAGUUGCCGGCGACCAUUGUGUGGCUAACUUUGACAAAUGCUGGACGGACAUGCCGCUGACAGAGUCUCCGGCAUCCAGUCCUAAUGGCUCCACCACCCUCUUCCAGCGGUUUACAUAUGUGAAACCUGCAGUCUCGUUUCUUGAGAGUCAGAGUUCAGUAAUUCACUACACUGAUGUUCGUUAGAAUUUGGUUUAUCAUGAAAUUAAGCCGAUAUAAAAAUGGCGGCUGACUAUAGAUCUGUGUGAACCAUCUUUGAAUAUUUUCAAACAAUAGAAAAAUAAUAUUCAUUAACCAAAUUUGUAUG
Molecule: messenger RNA, 2124 nt
Organism: Lactuca sativa (garden lettuce)
Lineage: Eukaryota; Viridiplantae; Streptophyta; Magnoliopsida; Asterales; Asteraceae
Source: RefSeq, a predicted model, not a curated record